This is a messenger RNA of Rhizopus microsporus ATCC 52813, 5101 nucleotides long. Its product is annotated as ARM repeat-containing protein. The coding region runs from base 84 to 4910 and encodes 1608 amino acids. Gene Ontology annotation, cellular component: spindle pole body; microtubule plus-end; centrosome. Gene Ontology annotation, biological process: mitotic spindle organization; establishment or maintenance of microtubule cytoskeleton polarity; microtubule polymerization. Gene Ontology annotation, molecular function: microtubule plus end polymerase activity; microtubule plus-end binding. The record is from RefSeq and is a predicted model, not a curated record. NCBI's taxonomy places the organism in Eukaryota, Fungi, Mucoromycota, Mucoromycetes, Mucorales, Rhizopodaceae. The transcript is spliced from 12 exons.
UAGCUUUCUUUAUAAUUUUUUUUCUUGGUCUUUUUUUUUCUUUCACUGUAUUUCUGCAUAUAAAAUAAUAAUAAUAAUAAUACAUGGAUGGACAAACGGCAGAGGAAGACUUUUCCUCUUUAUCAACAAUAGAUAAAUUACAACAUAAAUCAUGGAAAGCUCGUCUGUCAGCUUAUGAGGAAUUAACUGAACUCUUUCGUAAAACAAUGGAAGACUCUGACUUUUACACCUAUCAAUCUUAUUUGAAGAAAAUGGUGACUGAUGCAAACGCUAUAGUUCAAGAAUCUGCCUUAGCUGCUGUAAUUGAAUACGUCAGCAACGCCCCUAAUGCUUCAUCUACUCGUGAACAAGUUAUUCCAAGUCUUGUUGAAAAAUGCUUUGGUGCAGCCAGAGCAGGCACAAGACAAAAAGCAACAGAUAUCGUCUUACUUUAUGCAGAAAUUGAUCAACCAGAUAGUGUCAUUGAAUAUAUCGUGCCUGGAACUACAGUAAAGCAGCCCAAGCUGGUGACUCAUACCGUGUUCACUCUAAAAGAACUUGUCAGACAAUUUGGGGCCAAGAAAGUAAAUCCAAAGCCAAUCUUGAAGCUAUUACCAAAAUUAUUUGGACACACUGACAAAAAUGUGAGAGCAGAAACCUUUUCACUCACAGUAGAGAUCUAUCGAUGGAUUGGCCAGGCAAUGAUGACUAGUUUAUCGGAUUUAAAACCCGUUCAACUCAAAGAACUAGAGGAAGCGUUUCAGAAAUUACCCGCUGAGAAACCAACCCCUGAACGUUUGAUUCGUGCGGAGCAGGCUAUGCAGGAAGAACAGGAACAAGAAGAGGAACAGGAAGAAUCAGGAGAGCAGAUGGAUCAAAACGAGGAUGUUGAUAUGGAUCAAGACAUGGAUCCUUAUGAUCUCGCUGAUCCUGUAGACAUUACGGCAAAAUUACCUGGUAAUUUCUAUGAAUUACUCGUUUCAAAAAAAUGGCAGGAAAGAAGAGAAGCAUUGGAUGCGUUACUGGAACAGGCCAAGACACCAAAGAUCUUGGAUAAAGAUUAUUCGGAACUUAUAGCUGCUUUAGCAAAGCGUAUCAAUGAUGCCAACGCACUACUCGUCGGUGUGGCAGCAAACUGUAUAGAAAACAUCGCUCAAGGUUUACGAACAGAUUUUGGAAAAUACAAACCAGUGGUUGCACCCGUCAUUGUUGAGAAGCUGAAGGAAAGGAAACCAGCGACUUUAGAACAGCUAGCAAACGCCCUCAACUCCAUCUUUGCCACUGUACCCAUGUCUGAAUUGGUUGAAGAUAUUACAGCAGCUUCCAAACACAAAAACGCCCAAGUACGAUCAGAAUGCUUCAAACUUGUAUCAAGGCGACUGAGAGAAGUUAAAGAAAUGCCCGGUAAACCAGAAAUUAAGGCAUUUGGAGACAUGUUCAAGAAGCUGCUGGACGAUGCAGAUGCCAAUGCCCGUGAAGCGGGCGCAGAGGGUUUAGGUACAAUGAUGAAGUUGCUUGGUGAAAAACCGAUGCUGGCCUUCACAGAUGGAUUGGACGACAUCAAGAUGGGUAAGAUCAAGGAGUUUUACGAAAAGGUCACAGUCAAGGCCAAGGCUCCAAAAAAGCCCGCGGCUCCUCCUCCCAAAAAACCUGCCGCAGCACCUCCAGCUAAAAAGACAGCGUCCAAGACAGCUCCGCCCAAACGAAAGCCUCCAGCUCGUUUAGCUGGUGCUGCAAGUGCCAAGAAACCUGCUCUAUCAUCUAAACCCAAACCCGCAGCAGCCCCAGCAGCCUCAGCAGCCAAUAAAAAAGGAGCGAAGCAGCCAGCAGCCAGUGCCCCUGAGGAAACGGAAUAUAAUUUCUCGGAGGAGGCGGAAGGUCCGGUAGACAUUUCAGGACAUCUCAAUAAGGUCGUUGCAGAACUAGGCGAUGCAAAUUGGAAGGUCCGCAAGGAAGCUCUUGAUAAGGUACAGGGUAUUAUUAAUGGUGCUCAUAACUCUAUCAAGUCAUCGCUUGGUACCGAAUUCCCAGGUGUUCUGAAGCAGCGACUGAACGAUACCAACAAAAAUUUGCAAAUACAAGCAGUUGAAAUUACUGGCGCAUUGGCUGUAGCUAUGGACAAACUUUUUGAAAAGCACUUGAAGACAUUUGCUGCACCUGUCGCUGCUGUUCUUUCUGAUAACAAGCCAAAUGUUCGUGCAGCUGGUGUGGCGACAUUAGAACAGUUUAGAAAAGCAUGUGGUUUGGAACAAAUGGCUGGUGUGUUUGGAGCUAGCUUAGCAAAUGAGUCACCAGCCUUACGCAAGGAUUUACUGACAUGGUUAAAUACAGCUGUUCCAGAUGAUACCAAUGCAGCUAACGGCGAUUGGACUUCGCUCAUCAGCCCACUGUUUUCUUGUCUGCAAGAUCGUAAUGCCGAUGUUCGAAAGGCAGCUCAGACUUUUCUUCCACACCUUGUCUCCCUUGUCGGAUACGAUGCGGUCUGUCGUAAGGCUAGCGAACUCAAGGCCUCGCAACGUCAAACGGUAAUGCCAUUGAUUGAAUCUGCAAGGGGUCCAGCUCCUGCAUCCUCCAAAGGCGGAUCGUCACAGAUGGAACGUCGUUCCGAGACUCCGUCAGAUGAUCACAGACUUGGUAGUUCUAGUGCAAGUCGCACAAAGACAGUAAAGAAAAAGCUUGGUCUUCCUUCUCCGCGCCCCGUAUCUCAAACAGUCGCCACAGCUCCUGAACCAGAACCUUUGCCACCGAUGAUAGCCAAUAAACAGCUCCGAGCAAAGAAGGAGAUCGCUAGACGGUCCAUGGAGCCUUCUCGCCACGAAGCUGAGUUUAUGGAGCCUGAGGAACAACUGCCUUCAUUAAAUAAACUUCCCCGACUCGGCGGCCGAUCGCAAAUAGGAAAGCCCCGUGGCCUUGUCGCUCCACAACGCAUUUCUCACCAUGCGCCGCAAAGUAUGUCUGAACCCGAGCCAAUGGAAGAUGUCAUUGAUGACUAUGGCCAAAGGAUCCCUGAAGAAGCCUACGAGUAUCAAUAUGAACCACGUCAGGUCCGAUCCUAUCAACAGCAACAGCAGUUCCAGUCUCCAUCAAUGUUACAACAACAACAGCAACAACAGCAACAGCCCACGUUAAACAGCAAUAGCCGAGAAGAUGUUGUAGCCUAUCUAAUUGCUCAGAUCACGAGCGGAGAUCCCCAGGCUAGUAUUGAAGCUCUAAAACAUUUUGACAAGUUUAUUACACAAAGCCCCGAUGUGAUCCUGCCAGAUAUUGAGCCUUUGAUCAAUGCAAUUACCUUACAAGUCAAGCUUGUCUUUUCCUCGAUCGAUCCUAGACAACCAACCUCUACACGUCUUUGCAAGCAUCUGGUGAGUGCUCUAGUCCUGUUAUUUUCAAACCGUGAACUUGCUAGUGCUGUCUCCCACGAUGCAUUGUAUCACCUAUUACAAGAGUUAGCACACCGUUUACUCGAUCAAAAAAUGCUUGCUCUGGAAUCUGGACCUCAACUCUCAAAGGCACUGAAUGUCGCAAUGGUAAAGAUACUUGAAAACAGCAACCGAAAUGUCACAUUUAGUGCGCUUUUAUCCAUCUUGUCCAAUUGCUCUUCUGGGCUCCGUCCAGGUGAUUCGCCUGCUGCUAAAGAAACAAAGUAUACCGAGCUCAUCAUGAAAUGUCUCUGGAAGCUGGCCAAGACCAUUCGAUCUUCCCUCCAGGCCAACCAACUUAACCCUGACGAACUCUUGUAUGAAAUUAAUCGCUUUUUUAUCAUGACACCUCCAACCGAAUGGAAGCGCAGAGCAGCUGAAAAUGUUCCACUAGGCGAGAUACCUCUUCGAACAGUAAAGACAUUACUACUUCAAUUAGUGACAAGUUUAGGCGAUUCGGUAUUUCAGCAUUUAACACUGAUUGAAAAUCCUCAAUCAAGUAGCGUAUACCCCUACCUGCAUCAUAUGCUUGAAGGCUGUCGAAAGAAGGAUGGUAGUAUGACACAACGGCAGAUGCAGCAGUCGCCUACGUCUCAACUACAACAACAACAGCAGAUGCAGAUGCAGAUGCAGAUGCAGCAAUCACAGCAGUCUGAGUUUAUGACACAUUCACGUACCUCUUCGUUAAGUAGGCCAUCAUCUAUUAUAUCGCUUAAAUCAAGUACAAUGGCUCGAUCACCAUCGAUAGCAUCUCACCGAUCUAGCGAAGGAGACAAUGGCAACAGUAUGCAUAUUGAUAACAACCCGAGUCAUCACAACCCUGCUGUCAAUAACCAUAUACAGCCUAUGCAAGUUGACGAGCAUCCACCCCAUGACACAUCAAGUAAUACUCUGAAUGAACUCGAGAUGCACAAUGCACUACAAAGAAUAUUUGCCAAGAUCGGAACUCGCGAUCAAACAAAGCAGGGUAUUAUUGAACUAUACGAAUUUCAAAAGGCUUAUCCAGCUGCGCAAUCCAAAGUGAAUACAUAUCUUAGUCAGACAGGAACGUAUUUCCAAAGUUAUAUCCGCAGAGGACUUAGUAAUUUAGCUGCAGAGGAUAAUGAAAUGCUUGCUGCUUCUACGAUACCCAUGGUACCUACCACGACUACUACUACUGCUACUCCCAUGCCAGCAACACCAGUAGCCACAGUCACUGCAGCCUCAUCUCCAUCACCGACGAAUAUAAGCACGGCAACAGCUACAAACGUACAACCCUUUACUGCGACUCCAUCGACAAUGACUGCUAUGAAUGCUGGUAUGACGAUGGCAGCUAGCGUAGCAAGCGAAGAUCAGCAUCGAUACUCAUUUGAGCAGCAACAGACACAGAUCAGAACGACUAUCAAUGAAAAUCCUAGACCCAGUAGUUUUGUUGCAGAUGACGCUGCUGAUAUAAAGUUAAGAUUACUUAGAUUACGACAAAAAUUUGGAUAUAAGAAUGAGGUUGACGAUAAUAACAACGCUUCAACAUAAUCACCCUCCCCUUCUUUUUUUAAUGCAAGCAGUAUAUCCCCCCCUUCUUUGUAAUAAGCGUUUUCUUUAUUCUAUUAACAAUAAAAGAGAGCGAAUUUAGUAACAAUGAAUUAAACACUUGUUGGAGGUACAAUUUGAUAAAAAUAGUCUAGUAAAGAAGUCAUCACCCUUAUUUGUAUCAUUAUGAUUAU